Gamsiella multidivaricata is the source of this 348-nucleotide messenger RNA. RefSeq lists its product as uncharacterized. The transcript has a single exon. Lineage: Eukaryota; Fungi; Mortierellomycota; Mortierellomycetes; Mortierellales; Mortierellaceae. The record is from RefSeq and is a predicted model, not a curated record. Bases 1 to 348 code for a protein of 115 amino acids.
AUGUCGAACAACUGCGCUUCUGCUCCUGCUUCUGCUCCUGCUUCUGCUCCUGCUAGUGCUUCUGCUUCUGCUGCUGCUGCUGCUUCUGCUGCUUCUGCUAGUACUUCUGCUGGUGCUUCUGCUAGUGCUUCUGCUCGUACUCCUGCUCCUGCUGCUCCUCCUCACCCUGGUCUUGCUCAUGCGUCUGCCUCUUCUCCAGCUCCUACUACGACUCCUACUCCUGCUUCUGUUUCUGCUCCUGUUCCUGUUCCUGCUUAUGCUUCUGCUUCUGCUUCUACUCCUGCUCCAUUUUCUCUUCUUAAAGCAAGAGUCUCUAUCAUGAUUCCCGCUACCAUUGCGAUACGAUGA